Molecule: messenger RNA, 534 nt
Organism: Arabidopsis thaliana (thale cress)
Lineage: Eukaryota; Viridiplantae; Streptophyta; Magnoliopsida; Brassicales; Brassicaceae
Exons: 3
Coding region: 1-534 (177 amino acids)
Source: RefSeq, marked reviewed
AUGAGUUAUGCUUCCCAAAAAGUUGUGAAUUCACUAGAACGUAGCUUACGAAUGAUAGUCGCCACGGCUGCACAUUUGACAGAUACGCUCGUGGUCGCUGCGCCAGUGGCCAUUUGGGUGGUUCUCUCUCUUGCAACGGAACUGGCGGUUCACGUCGGCCAAGUGUUGGACUUCUAUGACGCCUUGAAGAAAGUAACACUUGGCCAACCACAGAAACUUGGUAAAGUUGUAUCAAAGGAAGAAAAUUCUGAUAUUGGCUCUAAUAACACAUGUAAUGUUGGAGAAAACAUGGAAGAAAAGGAAACAUUAUCAGUCGAUCGAGAACUAGUAGAGUUAAGUGUACAAAAAGAAAAGGCUCCAAGAAAAAUUGUGAGCAUAAAGGAUGAAGUUGAUGAGAUACGAAUAAGUUCAAGGAGAAUCAAGAGGAGGACAUCGAAAGGAAGUUUUAGUUCCUUCGAUGAGCAUGAGGUUAUGUCUUUGAAACCAUUGAAGUCGAUUCUAAGAAAGGAUUCAGGAGUAAGCAAAGAUCCAUGA